Messenger RNA from Rattus norvegicus (Norway rat), 1482 nucleotides. NCBI's taxonomy places the organism in Eukaryota, Metazoa, Chordata, Mammalia, Rodentia, Muridae. The record is from RefSeq and is a predicted model, not a curated record.
CUUCUAGGAAGGAUUGAGAAAAACUCCAGAGCCUCCUCAGGAUGCUGGUGGUUCUGCUGACAGUGGUCCUGCUGCCCCUGAGCUCAGUUCAAAGCUCACAUGAAGACCAUGGCCACCAGACUCAGCCUCUUCCUCCUCACCCUGAUCAUGGAAACCAGACACAGCCUCGUCCUCCUCAUCCAGACAUAGGCAACCAGACUCAGCCUCGUCCUCCUCACCCCGACCAUGGCAACCAGACACAGCCUCGCCCUCCUCACCCUGACCAAGGCAACCAGACACAGCCUCGUCCUCCUCACCCUGACCAUGGCAACCAGACACAGCCUCGUCCUCCUCACCCUGACCAAGGCAACCAGACUCAGCCUCAUCCUCCUCACCCUGACCAUGGCAACCAGACACAGCCUCGUCCUCCUCACCCUGAUCAAGGCAACCAGACACAGCCUCGUCCUCCUCAACCAGGUCAAGGCAAUCAUACUCACCCUCGUCCUCCUCACCCAGACCAUGGUAAUCAGACUCAGCCUCGUCCUCCUCGACCAGGUCAAGGCAACCAGACUCAGCCUCGUCCUCCUCACCCUGACCAUGGCAACCAGACACAGCCUCGUCCUCCUCACCCUGAUCAAGGCAACCAGACACAGCCUCGUCCUCCUCAACCAGGUCAAGGCAAUCAUACUCACCCUCGUCCUCCUCACCCAGACCAUGGUAAUCAGACUCAGCCUCAUCCUCCUCACCCUGAUCAAGGCAACCAGACUCAGCCUCGUCCUCCUCACCCCGACCAUGGCAACCAGACACAGCCUCGCCCUCCUCACCCUGACCAAGGCAACCAGACUCAGCCUCGUCCUCCUCACCCUGACCAUGGCAACCAGACACAGCCUCGUCCUCCUCACCCUGAUCAAGGCAACCAGACUCAGCCUCGUCCUCCUCACCCUGACCAAGGCAACCAGACACAGCCUCGUCCUCCUCACCCUGACCAAGGCAACCAGACUCAGCCUCGUCCUCCUCACCCUGACCAAGGCAACCAGACUCAGCCUCGUCCUCCCCAUCCAGACCUAGGCAACCAGACUCAGCCUCGUCCUCCUCGACCAGGUCAAGGCAACCAGACUCAGCCUCGUCCUCCUCGACCAGGUCAAGGCAACCAGACUCAACCUCGUCCUCCUCUACCUGGUCAAGGCAACCAGAAUCAGCAUCCUCAUUCUCCUCUACCAGAUCAUCCUCCUCACCCUGACUAUCAACGUACACCACAGCAAGAUGGAGGCAAUCAGUUAGGAUCUCAACCUCCUCCUCCUGCCUACUGACACAGGCACAAGAAGAGGAAAUGAUAAAGUACUCAUCAGAAGUUAUGUCACUGAAGCUAUCCUUUGUCAUCUCAACACUUAAAAGACUGAAUGCAAGAUUGACCUAUACUACACAUCACAAGUUACACAGAUAAGGUAUACCAUUGGAAGCUAAACUAUAUCUUCAGUUUCACAAUAAAAAGCCAGAAUGCAA